Molecule: messenger RNA, 2012 nt
Organism: Nicotiana tabacum (common tobacco)
Lineage: Eukaryota; Viridiplantae; Streptophyta; Magnoliopsida; Solanales; Solanaceae
Product: 3-oxoacyl-[acyl-carrier-protein] synthase, mitochondrial
Biological process (GO): fatty acid biosynthetic process
Cellular component (GO): mitochondrion
Molecular function (GO): 3-oxoacyl-[acyl-carrier-protein] synthase activity
Source: RefSeq, a predicted model, not a curated record
AAAUUGCUCCUAGUUUAUGAAUUUGUGUGAGCCGAAAUUGGCUAGUCCAAGAAAAGUAGAAAAUUGUAAACUGAGUGAGAGAAGUAGGAAUAGAGCGGGAUGUAAAUAGUAUUCCUUCACCAAACGAGCUUCUCAAGUUUGAGAAAAGCAAUGAGAGGAAGAAAAUGGUUAGGCCUCAUUCCGACCCGAGUUCACUUCCAUCGGUUCAGCUCAUCGACUUCCUUUAACCAUCCUCCUCCUGCUUACCCUCUUCGCAGAGUUGUUGUUACUGGUCUAGGGAUGGUGACUCCUCUUGGAUGUGGUGUGAAAACCACAUGGAAGAGGUUAACAGAAGGGGAAUGUGGUGUAAGAGCAAUAUCCCCUGAUGAUUUGAAGAUGAACGGUUUUGACCCUGAAGUUAAGUCGUAUACAUUUGAUCAAUUGACAUCCAAAGUUGCUGCAAUUGUGCCCUGCGGUUCUAGCUCAGGUGAAUUCGAUGAGCAGCUGUGGCUAAAUUCUAAGGAGCAUAGAUCAAUUGCAAGAUUUAUAGGAUAUGCACUGUCUGCUGCAGAUGAAGCUCUUAAAGAUGCUAAUUGGAUGCCUACUGAGCAGGAUGAGAAGGAACAGACGGGAGUCUCCUUAGGUGCUGGAACUGGAAGUAUCAGUGACAUAUUGGAAGCAUCAAGAAUGAUCUGUGAAAAGAAUGUACGCCGUCUUAGUCCAUUUUUCAUCCCACGGAUAUUGAUCAACAUGGCUUCUGGUCAUGUAAGCAUGAAGUAUGGUUUUCAGGGACCAAACCAUGCUGCAGUGACAGCUUGUGCCACUGGAGCUCAUUCAGUUGGUGAUGCUGCCAGGAUGAUUCAAUUUGGAGAUGCAGAUGUGAUGGUUGCAGGGGGGACAGAAGCCAGCAUUGAUGCUUUAUCUAUCGCUGGAUUUUGUAGGUUAAGAGCAUUGACUACCAAGUAUAAUUCAACACCACAGGAAGCCUCCAGGCCAUUUGAUUGUGGUCGUGAUGGAUUUGUGAUAGGUGAGGGUUCUGGUGUCAUGGUGUUAGAGGAACUGGAGCAUGCAAAAAAACGAGGAGCUAAAAUAUACGCAGAGCUGUGUGGCUAUGGAACAUCAGGUGAUGCACAUCACAUUACACAACCAAAUAUUGGUGGAAGAGGUGCAGUUUUAGCUAUGACACGUGCUUUGAAGCAGUCUGGUCUUCAUCCUAGUCAAGUGGAUUACAUAAAUGCUCAUGCUACAUCUACACCCCUUGGUGAUGCAGCAGAAGCAAAUGCAAUAAAACAUGUCUUCUCUGAUCAUGCUACAUCAGGGGCUCUGUCCUUGUCCUCUACGAAGGGUGCCAUUGGUCAUCUCCUUGGAGCCGCUGGAGCUGUUGAAGCAAUUUUUACUGUCUUGGCAAUACACCACGGCAUCGGGCCUUUGACGCUAAACCUUUCUGAACCAGAUCCAGUAUUCAAUGGAGGUUUCUUGCCUUUGACUACUUCAAAGAAGAUGACCAUUAAAGCUGCUUUAUCAAACUCAUUUGGGUUUGGAGGAACGAAUUCUUGCUUGCUUUUUACUUCAACCAACUGAAUACUGAUUUGGUUAACCAAAUGCGCCGCUGGAACAAGAGUGCUGUUAGGAAUUAAAACUUAUGGCUAACCAGGUUAGGUAAAGUGGAAGAGGGAGUUUUGAGGGCUAUAGCUCCCUUAAAAUGAACGUUUUGGCCAAUUCUUGUCUUGCCUUGAAGCUCCAGUUUCAGUCUGGUUUGUUUAAUUUUUUAACUUUGUUAUCAUUAUUGUAGAUCUAUUGGUUUUUGACUUUUUCUUAGACGUCUUGAGAAUCAAGUAGAAAAUAUAGAAAAUUUCUAGUGUUAGAGCCUAGAUUUUUUCAAAUGUUGGAUUGAGAUGGGUUUAAAGGAAGUAACACGGAUAAACUUUUUAUAAUCGAUCCCGAGUGGGAUUGAUGCGUUGUUAUUGUUGUCCUGUAACUACAUUGGUAGACACAUUACCAAUUGAAAAAGUAGGUUCUGGCUUUUAGCUUUA